GAAGGGGGGAGGUAAGGCGGUUUCCCCCCCUCGAGGAAGCCGAGUUUAAUAGCCCCAUGUAUGCACAGUUCCCCCGUCGGUCGUCGGUGCUCACCACAGUCUAGAUCAUCAUGGUGCGAACGGUCGUGAUCCUUGGCGCCAGCUAUGCGGGCAUUCCCAUUGCCCAUUACCUCCUCAAGCACACAGCGACCAAGACCAAGGACCUCAAGGUCAUCAUAGUCGCUCCCAACACUCACCUUUACUGGGUCUUUGCUUCGAUCCGCGGGAUCGUUCCUAAUCGGAUAGGCGAAAACAAGAUCUUCCUGCCCAUCGCGCCGACGUUCGCCAAAUAUCCGUCUGAUCAGUAUGAGCUUGUACACGGCGUGGCCAAGGAGGUGGUCCCGGAUGCAAACGUCGUCGAGGUACGCGGGAAUGAUGGGUCUGCUAGGACAAUCCAAUAUGACGAGCUGGUGAUUGCCACCGGAAGUAGCUUCAAAAACGGCAUGCCCUUCAAGAACCUCUCGAGCACCGAAGAGACCAAGACCGCCCUUCGCGAGUGGGCGAAACGCAUCGAAUCUGCCAAGUCCAUCGUUGUCGCCGGAGCCGGCGCCACUGGCGUCGAGAUCGCCGGCGAGCUCGGUCAGGAGUAUGCCGUCCCCGGCAAGAAGCAGAUCACGCUCGUCUGCGACGAUGACCUGCCCCUCAGCGCACAUCUCCGCCGCGACGUGCGUGAGACAACCAAGGAUGAACUCGAGCGCCUCAAAGUCAAGGUCAUCACCAACGCCAGACUGGCCACCGCCCCGUCCGCCGCCCCCAAGACUUCCACCCUCACCCUCACCCUCACCAAGACGUCCGCGUCCUCCGCGGACGAAGCGCCCACCACCCUCCAGGCCGACCUGCUGAUCCCCACCUACGGCAUCACCCCGAAUACGGCCUUCCUCCCGCCCUCCCUGCUCGACAGCCGCGGCCACGUCCGGCAGACCGCCCGCCUGCGCGCCGAGGGCUACGACAACAUCUUUGUCGCCGGCGACGCGGGUAACCUGGAGAGCCAUCAGGCCGUGCACGCCGAUUCGCAGGCCGUGCACAUUGCCCGGCUGCUCGAGGCGCGCAUCCUCGGCGGAGUCCCGGGGUCGCCGUCGCUGAAACCGGACGAGGAGGAGGAGGAUUACAAGCCUAUAGACAAGGUCAUGUUCGCGGUGACACUCGGGAGGAACCGGGGCACCGGCCAGGUCGGGAGCUGGAAGUUGUGGAGCCUCCUGGUGUGGUUCAUGAAGGGGCGGUAUCUGGGGACGAACUACGCGCCCGAGUAUGCGAGAGGCGAGAGAACGCUUAGAUUGAAGUCGUGGUGAUGGAUGUGGGUUGAGG
Molecule: messenger RNA, 1344 nt
Organism: Thermothelomyces thermophilus ATCC 42464
Lineage: Eukaryota; Fungi; Ascomycota; Sordariomycetes; Sordariales; Chaetomiaceae
Exons: 2
Coding region: 111-1328 (405 amino acids)
Cellular component (GO): cytoplasm
Molecular function (GO): flavin adenine dinucleotide binding; electron-transferring-flavoprotein dehydrogenase activity
Source: RefSeq, a predicted model, not a curated record